AUGGAUCACCUACCUCAGGAGAUCAUUAACCGGAUGGUGAUGUUUCUCGAUCGGUAUCCAGAUCGAGAAGGGAUUCCCAAUAUCUUACAACAACGGGUGGUCGUGAAGUCCUCAACACUGCCACCUUUUGCUACAAUAUCCUCGCAAUGGAAGGAGGCUGUUGAGUUCAUUACGUUCCAUCGACUAGACAUCAAAAGCGAAGAUCUUGGCGAACUGCGGACCAUCGUAACACGCAAUAGGUGCAAAUAUUUGAGGAACUUGAAGUACAGCAUUCUGCUUCCAGAAUACCCGGAAGAGCAGGGCAAUCGCAUGGAGAGCAGUGAGGAGCAAGAGACCAACAACGAAAUUUUCACCCAUAGCAUUGCUGAACUUUUCUCGACCUUGAGGCAAUGGGAGGACGCAGGUGUUCUUUCCGAGUUGCGAUUCAACCUAGCGGCUCCAAAGUCCCCGAGCGAUUGUUACGAUUCCGAGAGUCGGUUUGCUACUGCCUAUCUCACGCUGUCCGAGAUGGACAGAAUACCUACAGUUUCGCGAAUUAGCUAUUUCCAGAUACAAGGCAAUUACGGCCGAAAGAUAUCGCCAUCCGUUGGGCCCCAGCUCAUGUCAGUUCUGCCCGGUCUGAAGCACAUUUACGCAGAAUUCUACGAAGAGGGUGCACAAUCGGCCGGCGUUGAGAGAAGAUCAAAUUUCGCAAGGUUACUUGAGCAAACGAAGCUUCCGGCUAGCUCAGUAGCAAUGUUCAAUUUCCACCAGGAAGCGCCGUUCGACCACCGAGAAGCUACCUCCUCUAGUCUCCUACAGGGCACACUCUUCGAUCUGUUUAGCGCAUCGCUACGCGUCUUCUCUCAGAAUCUUACAACCUUCAUUCUGGAUGCUUAUGUCGACGCGACGCUGUUCUGGCCCUCUAUCCACGAAUCGUGCGCCAUGCCAUCGUGGCCCUCGCUCAAGAAGCUCAAGAUCUCGUUCAAUCCCGUCGCGCCUUCUGGUACCUGGUACUUCGUUGGCACCCCGAGGGACGAGGAGGACACUCAAUUCAUGCAACACGGUAAUCGAGACACCCUAGACCCAUUCCUCAUCGCCUUUGCAAAAGCGACGCAGCAAAUGCCUGUCCUCGAGAGCUUUAUGCUCGAGUGCGAAAUCGGAUAUAAAGUGGGGUUCUUCGAAUUGUCCUACUAUGCGCCUGGCGUGAAGGCGGACUGGAGUUUGGAUUGGGGCGAUGAAGACGCGGCGACGGUCCGGCGAUUGUAUUACACGGUUGGAGAUGUGUGGAGGCCGGAUGCGUUCGUUGAGGAAACUUUGCGCGAUGUUGGAAGGGAGAGGCAUGGGCCGGAGCUGAUUGAGAGGUUUCUUGGGCACAGGAGUUGGAGUUCGCAGUCGGCUUGGAGUUGGUUUUGA
This is a messenger RNA of Alternaria postmessia, 1395 nucleotides long. RefSeq lists its product as uncharacterized. NCBI's taxonomy places the organism in Eukaryota, Fungi, Ascomycota, Dothideomycetes, Pleosporales, Pleosporaceae. The record is from RefSeq and is a predicted model, not a curated record. The coding region runs from base 1 to 1395 and encodes 464 amino acids. The transcript has a single exon.